UUCCUCCCAAAAAAACAAGCCGUAUAAAAAAAAAAAACCUACCGAACCGCGCUCGCUGGUCAUGGCUUCCGCGGCGGCGGCCGCCGGCGAAGCCUCCACCUCGGAGCCCGCGCCCAAGGAGAAGCCCAUCGUCGUCCGGGUCAAGCGCAAGCCAUCGCAGACCCGCCCGGACGCAUUCUGGCUAGAGAUUAAUGAGAGGCCAGCGAAGAAAGCGAUGCUCGAUUUCUCCAGCCUCUCCAUCUCCGGACCCCCCUCCUCGUCCUCCGCCGCUACGGAGGAACCACGGGUUAAGAAGCUUCUUGUUCAACACAUCGAAACAGUACACCAUUCUGAAGCUGUUGAAAAUGUUUUGCACUCUCUUUUGCUUGCUGACUCAAAUUCCAAAGAGAUAAAGAGCAAGACAAAGGAAUGGAAUGACAGAAUCAAGCAAGACAAAAAAACAGACCAGCUACGGUCGGCAGCCAGGCAGAGACAUGAGGAUCUAGGAAGAAAUGCUCGCUUUGCACAAAUAUGGAAGAGUCGGAAAGGAGAAAAGAAUGAAGCUGACGAAUCACUUAGAGAAAUAUGCCAUCUUUAUGAUGCUGUCCAAGUAGAUCCUGAUGAAGAGAGGCAUCCAGCAGAACCACGGAUUACUUCUUUCGAAGAGGGUGCUGUUUUGUGCAACUUUCUUCCACUUAUACGGGAGUACUUGCCAUCAGUUGCUGAGGAAAUCGAGUCAGAUAUUAUUUCAUUGGCACAAUCAGAAGAUUCAGAAGUUUAUGACAUCUAUACUGUCAAGGAGGUGGAUGAUACAAACAUGGAGGAUACAUCAGCAUCUUCAUAUCCACGGUUACAAGUGGAUGAUGGCGAAGAUGAAUGCUAUGAUGAUGACUACCCAUACGACACAGAUGAUUCAAAUGCUGAAGACAAUCCACUUUUCGAUUAUCCUGAAGAAUUGUCAGAGGAUGAGGAUGAUGGUAGCAAUGACGAAGAUCCUUUUGGAGACAGGGAAGGUUCUGGUUCGGAGUAUGAAAAGGAAGAAGUAGAGGUGGAUGCAGACGAACAAUGGUGAUAUGAAAUCGUAGGGGAAGUCCAAUUGUAAAUGCAUGAAAGGCUAGUGUGUGAGCUGAAUGUAAUGUGAGAACGGAAUGAGUAGCUGAAUAUUUCUGUUGCUCAUGCUGAGAAAGGACUUGCUGAGCACUGUGUAUCACUUGGUAAACUAGACAUUAUACAUCAGUGUAUGACAGGAUGUUCACUGCAUUACCCGGAGGAGAAGAAUCAUGCAAUUCUUGGGAA
Molecule: messenger RNA, 1275 nt
Organism: Panicum virgatum (switchgrass)
Lineage: Eukaryota; Viridiplantae; Streptophyta; Magnoliopsida; Poales; Poaceae
Product: RNA-directed DNA methylation 4-like
Exons: 10
Coding region: 62-1051 (329 amino acids)
Source: RefSeq, a predicted model, not a curated record